This is a messenger RNA of Cyphellophora europaea CBS 101466, 2715 nucleotides long. RefSeq lists its product as uncharacterized. NCBI's taxonomy places the organism in Eukaryota, Fungi, Ascomycota, Eurotiomycetes, Chaetothyriales, Cyphellophoraceae. The transcript is spliced from 3 exons. The coding region runs from base 1 to 2715 and encodes 904 amino acids. The record is from RefSeq and is a predicted model, not a curated record.
AUGUCCAAAACCUCGAGCUUCAAGGAGUCAUUCGAGGGCGCUCAUCCUGGUCGACCUUAUCGUCCUGAGGAUCCUGGCUUCUUCAAGAAUUUGCCGCUUGACUUGAAUCCGGUCCUACAGCUCUCACGUCCGACCACUCCACAGUCUGUUUCGCACCUGUCGAUGUCAAACGAACGAUCGAGCGCGCGAUCACCCACAACUGGUCACAGUUCCAGUAUUCCAAGCAAUGACCCGCAAGCGGACAUACGCUCGGUCCGCAGCACGCGCAGCCGCAUCUUUGAUGACAUCAAGCACGAAGUCAUGGUCAAUCAUCUCUACCAACAGCAAUGUUCACAGCUUUGGAUUGAUCACAACAAUCCCGCAAAUUCAGAAGGCAUUUUGUUGAGAAGGGUGAAGGGCAAAUACCUGGCCUGUCCUCCACAGCUAAUUCAUUCGACGUUCGCUGAGGCAUGCAAUCAAUUGAAUCUGCAAGUAGCCAUGACUGUCAACUCUAGAGUCAUCAAGGCUUUUGUGCAGUCUUCGCCAAACAGCCACGAGGUACCCUUAAAAGAAGGCCUUCGCAUUCAAAUCCUGUCCAGUAUGCACCAAUUGCCGCAUGCUCGCAAAUUCCAUUUUGCUGCAUUCCUUGCUGAAGAAGAGCUAUUGGUUGUAUGGGACGACAAUGCUUCGAACCUGAUAAAGCGCGCUAAAGCUGUCGAAGCUGCCCUUACGGAACUUGUCUGGGGUGAUCCCGCAGAGGAGAACGACGACGAAGCACAAGAAGAAAAGGAAAUGUAUGAGAUUGAUCCCGAGUCUGGCAAUCCCAUUGUGGAGAAGAGAUCGACGAACCUUAUGAACACUGUUCUUGUGGCAUGUACCCUGAUCGUCGUCAUUGUGUUGCUCGGUCUUGCCGCGAGAUCUCUCGCAAUUGAAAUCGCGGUCGAUCGUGGCUUCAUUCGCCUUGCCUUCCUGGCUCUCGUCCCCGUUCAAAUAUUCUUCACACUGUUCUUUGCUCAAGUUAUAGUUGGAUGUGUCGCCCAAUGUAUCGGUCCCAUCCAGCAGAUGCAACUCAAUAGCAAGUACUACUCGGCCAAACUCCCAGUGCGCCUUUGUCGGAAAGAGCUGCCACAUAUCACUGUGCAAUGCCCCGUCUAUAAAGAAGGCCUAGCUUCUGUCAUAGCUCCAACUGUCCGUUCCAUCAAGCAAGCAAUUUCAACCUACGAGCUCCAAGGCGGGUCCGCUAACAUGUUCAUCAACGACGAUGGCCUGCAGCUCAUUCCUCCAGAGGAACGCCAGGCUCGGAUCGACUUUUAUGCUGACCACUCCAUUGGCUGGACCGCCCGACCCAAGCACAACUCUGAGGGCUUCAUCCGCAAGGGCAAGUUCAAAAAGGCGUCAAACAUGAACUUCGGCUUAAUGCUUUCCUGCGCCAUUGAGGAGAAGCUCGCCAAAUACGACCGCCCACAUAAUGCCUGGACCCAAAGCGACGAAGACGAAGCCUACAACUCCGCUCUCAAGGACGUCCUAGCUGAGCAUCCCCGGGCUUGGGCCGAAGGCAACAUACGCGUUGGCGACUAUAUUGUGCUCAUUGAUUCCGAUACACGCGUGCCGGCUGACUGCCUCCUCGAUGCCGCCUCUGAAAUGGAGCAAUCCCCCAAUGUGGGCAUCAUGCAGUUCUCUUCAGGCGUAAUGCAAGUGGUGCACACGUACUUCGAGAACGGCAUCACCUUCUUCACCAAUUUGAUCUACACAGCCAUCAAAUACACAGUCGCGAACGGCGACGUGGCGCCCUUUGUCGGCCACAACGCAAUCCUGCGCUGGAGUGCCAUCCAGCAGGUCAGCUACGUGGACGAAGACGGCUACGACAAAUUCUGGUCCGAAAGCCACGUGAGCGAGGACUUUGACAUGAGCCUACGCUUGCAGUGUCAGGGGUACAUCAUCCGACUGGCUGCCUGGGCAGGUGAAGGCUUCAAGGAGGGGGUGUCGCUGACCGUCUACGAUGAGCUGGCCCGCUGGGAGAAGUACGCUUACGGCUGCAAUGAGCUGCUCUUCCACCCAAUGCGCAAGUGGAUCUACAAAGGCCCGUUCACAGAGCUGUUCCGUCGAUUCCUGUUCAGCAAUAUUCGCUUCACCAGCAAGAUUACCAUCAUCAGCUAUAUUGGCACAUACUACGCUAUCGGUGCCGCGUGGAUUAUGACGUUGGCGAAUUACUUCGCGAUUGGUUGGUUCAAUGGGUAUCUGGACAAGUACUACAUCGACAGCUGGAAGGUGUGGUUCAGUAUCGUGGUGGUGUUCAAUGGACUAGGAAACCUCGCUCUAGCGGUCAUGCGAUAUCGGAUCGGGGAGAAGGGCUUCUUCCGGGCGCUGCAGGAGAACUUCAAGUGGAUUCUUAUGCUGUCGGUUUUCCUGGGCGGCCUGAGCUUGCACGUCAGCCAGGCACUCCUCGCGCAUAUGUUCGAAGUGGACAUGACAUGGGGCGCCACCUCCAAAGAAGCUGAACGCAGCAACUUCUUCCUCGAAGUCCCCAAAGUCGUGCGCAAGUUCAAGUUCAGCAUCGCCUUCUCCGUCAUCGGCAUCUUCGUCACUAUCUGGCUGGCCGUUAACCCCGGCGGCUGGAUCCCGUAUGACUGGGUCAUUACGGAUUUCAUCGCGAUACUGCCCAUGAGUACGGUCACGGCGAGUCAUUUGUUGCUGCCGAUUGUGCUGAAUCCGGCGUUGAUGACUUUUACUUUCUGA